UGGAGCUAGAAAUCCCAUAACUAUUUUUUCCUACUUGAAACUCACAGCAUCCUUGAAAUCCUCUUGGCCAUAGCAGCCUCUGGGGACCUCCAACACAGGCUCAGGGGACAGACGCUCACCACCCCGCCCUGCCGUGCGCAGGGGAGCAUGGACUCUGGGCCACGAGCUGUGUAGGAGGCAGCAGGCACCAUGAGUGCGAAUGGAGUGAGCAGGGUGCAUGGGAACGGCCUGAAUGGGGCUGAGGAGUUUUACUAUGAGGCGGUGGAAGGGGCCCAGAACCCCGGGGGGCUCCUGCUCUCCCCAGCUGCCUUCAUCAACCCCGCUCAGUACGCCAGCGUGCUGGAAGGACGCUUCAAACAGCUUCAAGAUGAGCGAGAAGCAGUGCAGAAGAAAACCUUCACCAAGUGGGUGAACUCACACCUGGCCCGGGUGACCUGCCGGGUGGGAGACCUGUACAGCGACCUGCGGGACGGGCGCAACCUCCUGAGGCUCCUGGAGGUGCUGUCAGGAGAGACACUGCCAAAACCAACUAAGGGCCGCAUGCGAAUCCACUGCCUGGAGAAUGUGGACAAGGCCCUGCAGUUUCUGAAGGAGCAGAAGGUACACCUGGAAAACAUGGGUUCCCACGACAUCGUAGACGGGAACCACCGUCUGACUCUUGGGCUGGUCUGGACCAUCAUCCUUCGAUUCCAGAUCCAAGACAUCAGUGUGGAAACAGAAGACAACAAGGAGAAGAAGUCAGCCAAAGAUGCCCUGCUGCUGUGGUGCCAGAUGAAGACGGCAGGAUACCCCAAUGUCAACGUGCACAACUUCACCACCAGCUGGAGAGAUGGACUGGCCUUCAACGCCAUUGUGCACAAACACCGGCCAGAUCUGCUGGAUUUUGAGUCCCUGAAGAAGUGCAAUGCCCACUACAAUCUGCAAAAUGCUUUCAAUCUGGCUGAAAAGGAGCUGGGCCUCACAAAGCUGCUGGACCCUGAAGAUGUGAAUGUGGACCAACCAGAUGAGAAAUCCAUCAUUACAUACGUGGCUACCUACUACCACUAUUUCUCCAAGAUGAAGGCCUUGGCUGUAGAAGGCAAAAGAAUUGGCAAGGUGCUGGACCACGCCAUGGAGGCAGAACGCCUAGUGGAAAAGUAUGAGUCCCUGGCCUCAGAACUGCUGCAGUGGAUUGAGCAAACCAUUGUGACCCUCAAUGACCGGCAGCUGGCUAACUCUCUCAGUGGGGUCCAGAACCAGCUUCAGUCCUUCAAUUCCUACCGCACAGUGGAGAAGCCACCCAAGUUCACCGAGAAGGGGAAUUUGGAGGUGCUGCUCUUCACCAUCCAGAGCAAACUGCGGGCCAACAACCAGAAGGUCUACACGCCCCGAGAGGGUCGGCUCAUCUCCGACAUCAAUAAGGCCUGGGAGCGGCUGGAGAAAGCUGAGCAUGAGCGUGAGCUGGCCCUGCGCACAGAGCUGAUCCGCCAGGAGAAGCUGGAGCAGCUGGCCGCGCGCUUCGAUCGCAAGGCCGCCAUGCGGGAGACCUGGCUCAGCGAGAACCAGCGCCUUGUGUCCCAGGACAACUUUGGGCUGGAGCUGGCUGCCGUGGAGGCAGCGGUGCGGAAGCAUGAAGCCAUCGAGACAGACAUUGUGGCCUACAGUGGCCGGGUGCAGGCCGUGGACGCGGUGGCCGCAGAGCUGGCAGCUGAGCGCUAUCACGACAUCAAGCGCAUCUCUGCUCGGCAGCACAACGUGGCCAGGCUCUGGGACUUCCUGCGGCAGAUGGUGGCCGCCCGGCGGGAACGGCUUCUCCUCAACCUGGAGCUGCAGAAGGUGUUUCAGGACCUGCUCUACCUCAUGGACUGGAUGGCAGAGAUGAAGGGCCGGCUGCAGUCUCAGGACCUGGGCAAGCACCUGGCCGGAGUAGAGGACCUGCUGCAGCUGCAUGAGCUGGUGGAAGCAGACAUUGCCGUGCAGGCUGAGAGGGUGCGGGCCGUCAGUGCCUCUGCCCUGCGCUUCUGCGACCCUGGGAAAGAAUACAGACCAUGUGACCCACAGCUGGUGUCGGAGCGGGUAGCCAACCUGGAGCAGAGCUAUGAGGCCCUGUGUGAGCUGGCAGCAGCCCGACGGGCCCGCCUGGAGGAGUCGCGGCGCCUGUGGCGGUUCCUCUGGGAGGUGGGCGAGACGGAGGCCUGGGUGCGGGAGCAGCAGCACCUCCUGGCCUCGGCCGACACAGGUCGGGACCUGACAGGUGCCCUCCGCCUGCUCAACAAGCACACAGCUCUGCGUGGGGAGAUGAGCGGCCGGCUGGGGCCCCUGAAGCUCACUCUGGAGCAAGGCCAGCAGCUGGUUGCCGAGGGCCACCCUGGAGCCAGCCAGGCUGCUGCCCGCGCAGCCGAGCUCCAGGCUCAGUGGGAACGGCUGGAGGCCCUGGCCGAGGAGCGUGCCCAGCGGCUGGCACAGGCUGCCAGCCUCUACCAGUUCCAGGCAGAUGCAAACGACAUGGAGGCCUGGUUGGUGGAUGCAUUGCGCCUGGUUUCCAGCCCCGAGCUAGGGCACGAUGAGUUCUCCACACAGGCCCUGGCCAGGCAGCACCGGGCCUUGGAAGAGGAGAUCCGAGGCCACCGGCCCACCCUGGAUGCCUUGAGGGAGCAGGCCGCAGCCCUGCCGCCCGCACUGAGCCACACAGCUGAGGUGCAGGGCAGAGUGCCUGCUCUGGAGCAGCACUACGAGGAGCUGCAGGCCCGGGCGGGUGAGCGGGCGCGGGCCCUGGAGGCCGCCCUGGCACUCUACACUAUGCUCAGCGAGGCGGGAGCCUGUGGGCUCUGGGUGGAGGAGAAGGAGCAGUGGCUCAACGGCAUGGCCCUGCCUGAGCGCCUGGAGGACCUGGAGGUGGUGCAGCAGAGGUUCGAGACCCUGGAGCCUGAAAUGAAUGCCCUGGCUGCGAGAAUUACUGCGGUGAAUGACAUUGCUGAGCAGUUGCUACAGGCCAACCCACCAGGCAAGGAGCGCAUUGUCAACACCCAGGAGCAGCUCAAUCACAGGUGGCGGCAGUUUCGGUCCCUGGCAGACGGCAAGAAGGCAGCUCUGACCUCCGCGCUGAGCAUCCAGAACUAUCACCUAGAGUGCACAGAGACCCAGGCCUGGAUGCGAGAAAAGACCAAGGUCAUCGAGUCCACACAGGGCCUGGGCAAUGACCUGGCGGGGGUGCUGGCUCUGCAGCGGAAGCUGGCAGGCACCGAGCGAGAUCUGGAGGCCAUCGCUGCCCGCGUGGGUGAACUGACCAGAGAGGCAGAUGCCUUAGCCGCUGGCCAUCCAGCCCAAGCCUCUGCCAUCAAUGCAAGGCUUGGAGAGGUGCAGACGGGCUGGGAGGACCUGCGCGCCACCAUGCGACGUCGAGAGGAGUCCCUGGGCGAAGCGCGGCGGCUGCAAGAUUUCCUGCGCAGCUUGGAUGACUUCCAGGCGUGGCUGGGCCGGACACAGACGGCUGUGGCCUCUGAGGAAGGGCCAGCCACGCUGCCCGAGGCCGAGGCCCUCCUGGCCCAACACGCAGCCCUGCGAGGAGAGGUGGAGCGGGCCCAGGGCGAGUAUCAUCGCCUGCGGGCCUUGGGCGAGGAGGUGACCCGAGACCAGGCCGAUCCCCAGUGCCUCUUCCUCCGCCAGCGACUGGAGGCCCUGGGAACCGGCUGGGAGGAGCUGGGCCGCAUGUGGGAGAGCAGACAAGGCCGGCUGGCCCAGGCCCACGGCUUCCAGGGGUUCCUGCGGGAUGCUCGCCAGGCCGAGGGCGUGCUCAGCAGCCAGGAAUAUGUCCUGUCCCACACGGAGAUGCCGGGGACGCUCCAGGCUGCAGACGCUGCCAUCAAAAAGCUGGAGGACUUCAUGAGCACCAUGGAGGCCAGUGGAGAGCGUAUCCGCGGCCUCUUGGAGGCCGGGCGCCAGCUGGUGUCCGAGGGCAACAUCCACUCCGAGAAGAUCCAGGAGAAGGCAGACUCCAUCGAGAGGAGGCACAGAAAGAACCAAGAGGCAGUACAGCAGCUUUUGGGCCGCCUUCGGGACAACCGAGAGCAGCAGCACUUCCUGCAAGACUGUCAUGAGCUCAAACUCUGGAUUGAUGAGAAGAUGCUAACGGCCCAGGAUGUGUCCUAUGAUGAGGCCCGCAACCUGCACACCAAGUGGCAGAAGCACCAGGCGUUCAUGGCUGAGCUGGCGGCCAACAAGGACUGGCUGGACAAGGUGGACAAGGAAGGGCGGGAGCUGACUCUGGAGAAGCCAGAGCUGAAAGCUUUGGUGUCGGAGAAGCUGGAAGACCUGCACAAGCGCUGGGAUGAGCUGGAGACCACCACCCAGGCCAAGGCCCGCAGCCUCUUUGACGCCAACAGGGCCGAGCUGUUUUCCCAGAGCUGCUCCGCCCUGGAGAGCUGGCUGGAGAGCCUGCAGGCCCAGCUGCACUCCGACGACUACGGCAAGGACCUCACCAGUGUCAACAUCCUGCUUAAGAAGCAGCAGAUGCUGGAGCGGGAGAUGGCGGUGAGAGAGAAGGAGGUAGAGGCCAUCCAGGCCCAGGCGAAGGCACUGGCCCAGGAGGACAAGGGGGCAGGGGAGGUGGAGAGGACCUCAAGGGCCGUGGAGGAGAAGUUCAGAGCACUCUGCCAGCCCAUGAAGGAACGCUGCCAGCGCCUCCAGGCCUCUCGCGAGCAGCACCAGUUCCACCGGGACGUGGAGGAUGAGAUCUUGUGGGUGACUGAGCGGCUGCCCACGGCCAGCUCCAGGGAGCACGGCAAGGACCUGCCCAGCGUCCAGCUUCUCAUGAAGAAAAACCAGACCCUGCAGAAAGAGAUCCAGGGCCACGAGCCCCGGAUUGCAGACCUCAAGGAGCGGCAGCGUGCACUGGGGGCAGCCGCCGCUGGCCCAGAGCUGGCUCAGCUCCAGGAAAUGUGGAAACGCCUGGGCCAUGAGCUGGAGCUUCGGGGCAAGCGACUGGAGGAGGCUCUGCGGGCCCAGCAGUUCUACCGCGAUGCCGCCGAGGCCGAGGCCUGGAUGGGUGAGCAGGAGUUACACAUGAUGGGCCAGGAGAAUGCCAAGGACGAGCUGAGUGCCCAGGCAGAGGUGAAGAAACAUCAGGUGUUAGAGCAAGCUCUGGCUGACUAUGCCCAGACCAUCCACCAGCUCGCAGCCAGCAGUCAGGACAUGAUUGACCACGACCACCCAGAGAACACUCGGAUAUCGAUCCGCCAGGCCCAGGUGGACAAGCUGUAUGCUAGCCUGAAGGAGCUGGCAGGAGAGCGGCGCGAGCGCCUGCAGGAGCACCUGCGGCUCUGCCAGCUGCGCCGCGAGCUGGAUGACCUGGAGCAGUGGAUCCAGGAGCGUGAGGUGGUGGCGGCCUCACACGAGCUGGGCCAGGACUACGAGCAUGUGACUAUGCUUCGGGACAAAUUCCGGGAGUUCUCUCGGGACACGAGCACCAUCGGUCAGGAGCGCGUAGAUGGCGCCAACACGCUGGCCAACGGGCUCAUCGCGGGAGGCCACGCCGCUCGGGCCACGGUGGCAGAGUGGAAGGACAGCCUCAACGAGUCCUGGGCUGACCUCCUCGAGCUGCUGGACACGCGGGGGCAGGUGCUGGCCGCCGCCUACGAGCUGCAGCGCUUCCUGCAUGGGGCUCGCCAAGCCCUGGCCCGGGUGCAGCACAAGCAGCAGCAGCUUCCUGACGGGACCGGCCGCGACCUCAACGCGGCCGAGGCACUGCAGCGCCGGCACUGUGCCUACGAGCACGACAUCCAGGCCCUCAGCGCGCAGGUCCAGCAAGUGCAGGACGAUGGCCUCCGGCUCCAGAAGGCCUAUGCCGGAGACAAGGCCGAGGAGAUUGGCCGCCACAUGCAGGCCGUGGCCGAGGCCUGGGCCCAGCUCCAGGGAAGCUCUGCUGCCCGCCGCCAGUUGCUGCUGGACACCACGGACAAGUUCCGCUUCUUCAAGGCCGUCCGGGAGCUGAUGCUGUGGAUGGAUGGGGUUAACCUGCAGAUGGACGCCCAGGAGCGGCCACGGGAUGUGUCUUCUGCAGAUCUAGUCAUCAAGAACCAACAAGGCAUCAAAGCCGAGAUCGAGGCCAGAGCGGACUGCUUCUCCUCCUGCAUCAACAUGGGGCAGGAGCUGCUGUCCCGGAGCCACUAUGCAGCCGAGGAGAUCUCGGAGAAGCUGUCUCAGCUACAGGCCCGGCGCCAGGAGACAGCUAACAAGUGGCAGGAGAAGAUGGACUGGCUGCAGCUCGUUUUGGAGGUGCUUGUGUUUGGGAGAGACGCAGGGAUGGCGGAGGCCUGGCUGUGCAGCCAAGAGCCGCUGGUCCGAAGUGCGGAGCUGGGCUGUACGGUGGACGAAGUGGAGAGCCUCAUCAAGCGGCAUGAAGCCUUCCAGAAGUCAGCAGUGGCCUGGGAGGAGCGCUUCAGCGCGCUGGAGAAGCUCACUGCGCUGGAGGAGCGGGAGAAAGAGCGGAAGAGAAAGGAGGAGGAGGAGGAGCGGAGGAAGCAGCCGCCUGCUCCAGAGCCCAAAGGGGAGCUGGUGGACGGCCAGACAGCUCCUAAUGCAUCCUGGGACGGAACCCAGCCUCAGCUGCCACCGUUGACACAGGCGCCCAGCGUGAACGGGGUCUGCACGGACUCAGAGUCCUCGCAGCCCCUGUUGGAACAACAGAGACUCGAACAGAGCAGCUUCUCAGAAGGGCCCGGGCCGGGUGCAGGGGAUGAGGCCGGUGGGCCUCGGGGAGAGAGGCAGGCGCGGCCCCGGGGUGCGGCCCCUUCUGCAGUGCCCCAGAGCAGGUCCUCUGAGUCAGCCCACGUGGCCACCUUGCCCGCCCGAGGCCCAGAGCUGUCUGCCCAGGAGCAGAUGGAGGGGAUGCUGUGUCGCAAGCAGGAGAUGGAGGCCCCCAACAAGAAGGCCGCCAACAGGUCCUGGCAGAACGUGUACUGUGUCCUGCGGCGUGGGAGCCUUGGGUUUUACAAGGAUGCCAAGGCGGCCAGCGCGGGAGUGCCAUACCACGGAGAAGUGCCUGUCAGUCUGGCCAAGGCCCAGGGCAGUGUGGCCUUUGAUUACCGGAAGCGCAAACACGUCUUCAAGCUGGGCUUACCAGAUGGAAAAGAAUAUUUAUUCCAGGCCAAGGAUGAGGCCGAGAUGAGCUCGUGGCUGCGGGUGGUGAACGCAGCCAUUGCCAGCGCAUCCUCAGCCUCUGGAGAGCCGGAAGAGCCAGCGGUGCCCAGUGCCACCCGCGGCAUGACCCGGGCCAUGACCAUGCCCCCCGUGUCGCAGCCCGAGGGCUCCGUCGUGCUCCGCAGCAAGGACGGCAGAGAACGAGAGCGGGAAAAACGCUUCAGCUUUUUCAAAAAGAACAAGUAGUUGAGGGGUGCGCACGCGCUGGCGCUCUCCCCCUCUCUCCGUUCAGGAAACUGCCAGGGACCCCGGCAGGGAGGACGGGAGCUCCCGCCGGUCAGGACACUGCCUGCUGCUAGGGGCUGCUGCCCAGGCCAGCCCGUCACCAGGAACUGCCACUGGGGACCGGCCGGUGUCCCCCACAACCUGCUCUUCUGCUAUUGAAUUCCAGACCGGUGGUGGGACCCAGGCAAGCCCCGAUUUCCACCUCCUCCAUGUUCCUCCUCCCCAGCCGUGUGCCUCCAUCCCCGACCGACCGCGGUGCAGCGGACCCUCCGGACCCUCCACACGGCCAUGCGCACAUGGCCGCCCCGCCUCAGGGUCGCCCUCCCGCCACAGCUAGGGCCCGCCAUCCGCCAUCCCGGGGACCAGCCAGGAACCUCUCAGAGCUGAAGCAGGACCCGGGGUUCGGAGCGCCCGCCCGCUGAGGGAGCUGUCGGCGCUGCAGAAGCCCUCCCUCCCCACCCCGCCUCACCCUCCCGCUGGAGCGGCCGCGGCCUCCCCUCCCCGCUCCAGCGGUUUCCAGGUGUGAGCUGUCGAGGAGCAGCCCCAGCCUUGAGUCUGGCCAAGGUGAUUAAACAGCUCAGCUUCUCUCACGGCCUUGGAGUAUCAUUGCUUUCCUGCCCGUGCCCGUGCGCCCCCCACGGCUC
This is a messenger RNA of Dipodomys ordii (Ord's kangaroo rat), 8045 nucleotides long. RefSeq names its product spectrin, beta, non-erythrocytic 2 (gene Sptbn2). Gene Ontology annotation, molecular function: phospholipid binding; actin filament binding; structural constituent of cytoskeleton. The transcript is spliced from 36 exons. Gene Ontology annotation, cellular component: plasma membrane; cortical actin cytoskeleton; spectrin. Gene Ontology annotation, biological process: actin cytoskeleton organization. The coding region runs from base 190 to 7362 and encodes 2390 amino acids. NCBI's taxonomy places the organism in Eukaryota, Metazoa, Chordata, Mammalia, Rodentia, Heteromyidae. The record is from RefSeq and is a predicted model, not a curated record.